AUGGCUCGCAAUCACAUUUCCACUCUCAUCACUGACGUUCAAAAGGGCCAGGCACGUCUCCCACCAAUCGAUAAGUCCAGUGAAUACCUUCAUUCUCGUUGUCUGCUUUAUGCUUGUUUUACCCAAAAACGUUCGACUAAUCCUCAUGGUGCUGACACUAUCGACCCUCCUAAUCCAACUCCAAUGUUCUUUCUAUCGAACGACGAUGUCAAAGCGAUGGAGGAUUUCAUACAGAGUUUAUGGGUCUCUAGAGCGGAAGGUGACAAGGAUCACUAUGAAGAAGGGAUGCAUGUGCCAGUAUCUGUGUUGAAUGGAUGCGGAGAAUCCUUUGUAGCUGCAGAUGAAAAGCGUGAAAAGGCAAGUACUCAUUUUUUUACCGACACAGGCCUGAUGGCCCUGCUAUGUAGACAUGACUGUGUCCUCUGGCUUGCCAACCUCACAUCAGUGGGAGAAAAGCAACACUAUGCGCUCGCUCUCUUGGACUGCUUGUUCAAGCAUUUGCCCCCUCAAAUGACUAUAGGACUUCUCUACGACAUCGCAUGUCAACUCGAACAAAGUUGCCGAAAGUGGAAACUCCUGGACGACAACACUCUAUCAUGCAUAUCCUUUGCUGUUGCGGUAUUCCAUGUGUAUGGCCACCAAUGGCCCUGUCAAAUUGUCUAUCACCCGAGGAAGCGCGAGGGUUUUGGGCUGUCUGACGGUGAGGGUUGCGAACGACUGUGGAGUUCACUUAAGCAACUCAUCCCAUCGUUACAGGUUUCUGGAUUCUAUCAACAUCUUUUUGUCCUCGAUGUUCAGAUUCGCCACCUGGACACAAAAUCCAUCCAAGGCUAUGGGCAUUGGCUUCACCGGCGAUGGAUCCAUUGCCAGAUAAAGAAGAACGCGGCUCUGGACAGUUUACUUGACUUAGACAUCGAUGAGGAUAUGCUUCGGCAAUCCAAGAACAAAGUGGCGGAGGUCAUUACAACUAUCCUUGCGCUGGAGAAGACCCUGGAUGCUUACAGGACUUCUGUCCGUGAGCUAGAGAUGCAGCUUCAUGUAGGCAGUGUUUCUAAUAUUGCGGAGCUUAAUUUGCAGCUCUCCGGCGCUCGGUCACGACGUGCCAAAACCGCUGAUACCCUUCGACGUCGUAAAGCUGCUCUUGGAACGCAUGCAAAGGCCGAUCUUGAGAAGAUGAAGAACGAUACUUAUCUGACAGUCCACUUGAAUGCUCGUGCAGUGAAAAUUCGUAUUCGGGACCGUCUCUGUCAACGCAAGUUUGAAUUAGAGAGGCUGGAGAGAUUGUAUCGAGCUACAGUUAAUGCGGAACACAAGAUUCGCGCAAGCACCCAGUACUCUAUUAAACGCCGAGAACCCGGGGUUCUCAAAUUGGUCUCCACUUACAAUGACCUAUGUGCUCAGUUGCGGUCUCUGAUACGCCAGCAGAGAGCUCCCCCUUCUGCUGUUCCACCUCGCCCUAUUAUACACGAGGGCAUCUUUCUACUUGACGUCGACAAUGAGAUUUGGCAAGAUAUUGGCCUGGACGAAGACGGUAUAAACCCACCGGCAUGGUUAUCGGAUAAGGCCACCAGGUCUGGUAUCCAUUUACAGCUUGAAGUGGAUCGGUGCGUCGAAGAAGAAACUCAUUUGAUGCGAGAGCGGACCGUCAUGCAGGAGUGGAUGUUUGCAGAGUGGGAGGCCAUACAAACUUUGUUGAGGGAUGCGGGUGAGUCUAGUCUCAGUAUACAGUGA
This is a messenger RNA of Suillus discolor, 1731 nucleotides long. RefSeq lists its product as uncharacterized. The record is from RefSeq and is a predicted model, not a curated record. Lineage: Eukaryota; Fungi; Basidiomycota; Agaricomycetes; Boletales; Suillaceae. The coding region runs from base 1 to 1731 and encodes 576 amino acids. The transcript has 6 exons.